UUCCAAUUCUUUGUACAACUCAAUCAGAGAUCAACAUGAAGCAUCAAGGCAGCUACUCUUCUUCUGGAUCCCUCAUGGUAGGCCACAGCUCUAGAGGCCAUUGUUCCUCUGGUAGCAUCUCUUCACUUCAUCAUGGAAGCUCCAAUACAUUUCACCAUAAGAGCUUCAGCUGCUCUAAUACUGGUGGUUCCUAUAAAUCAUCCAGCCACCUUGGAGGAAACUCAAAACUAUCUAUCAGUUCAUCUGCUGGUCUUGCACAUGGAGGUGGAAGUGGCCAUGGUGGCCUUAAAAGUCAUCUCAAGAGUUCUAACAACCACGCUCAUAACCUACUUCGUAUUAAUGAGAAAGAUACAAUGAGGGCUCUGAAUGAGCGUCUUGCCUCCUAUUUAGACAAGGUCCAUUCGCUGGAGCAGGAGAAUGCUGAGCUGGAAAGGAAGAUAUGUGAAUGGUAUGCAAACAAUGCCCCAAGCUCACUCCCUGACUCCAGUGAGUACUAUAGGACUAUUCAGGAGCUACAGAACCAGAUUUCUUCGGCGACAAUUAACAGUGGAAGGAUUGUCCUACAGAUAGAUAGCGCUCAACAUGCUUCAGAUGACUUCAGAAGCAGGUGUGAGAUGGAGAUAAACACAAGGAACAAUGUGGAUGGAGAUACUGGUUCCUUGAGAAGAGUCUUACAACAAAUUAACAAUGAAGUGCAAACCUUAUCCGGAGGAGUCCAAAGUCUCCAGCAAGAACUUUUCCAGAUGAGGAAUAACCAUUCAGGGGAAGUGGAUGGUCUGCGUGCUCAGCUUGGAACCAGAGUCAACGUAGAAAUGAAUGCUGCUCCAUCCAUCGACCUGAACAGAGCUCUAUCUGAGCUCAGACAAGAAUAUGAAAACAUGAUGGAGAGGAACCUCAGGGAAGUCGAGGGCAUGUUCUUGGCAAGGAGUGCAGAACUGGACCGUGAGAUGUCUUUAGGAGCCGUACAAUUGCAGUCAGUUAAUAAUGAUAUCAUUGAUUCAAAGCGGUCUUUACAGACCCUGGAGAUUGAGUUGCAGAGCCAGCUGAGUAUGAAAUCAGCUCUGGAGGGCACCUUAUCAGAGACGGAGGCAACGUUUGGUUCCCAGCUUUCCCAGUUACAAUGCAUGAUUGAUAACAUUGAAGGUCAGCUGACACAGAUCCGAUCUGACCUAGAACAACAGAAUCAUGAAUACCAAGUUCUCAUGGACCAGAAGACCCAUCUAGAGAUGGAAAUCAACACCUAUAGACAUCUGCUGGAUGGACAUGACAUUCAUAUUUCCAAUCAUACCAGUUCUGGAGCAUCCCAUGACAACAAGUGCAAGUAAUGGCCAUGUGCUUCUCAAUAUGCUCUUGAUGCUUCUCUAGAAAAGAAAUAACAUGAAUUGAAUCAUUAUGAAGUCAACUUCUCUGGAAUUAGCAAUCUGCCUUUAUUGUCUUUCUUUAAUUCCCUUUCCAUUCCUAAACUGAUACUGAUUAAAUGCAAGUGAAAAUCCAACACAAAAUAUAUUAGCUAUGUGUACAAGUAAAACUGAUAUUGUUCUGAAUUAUUGGACACUGUUUGUGUCAUAUUGUUCCUGAAAAAAAUAGAACUCAUCUACAGCUUGUAUAUCAAUACAAUAUUUACAAUGACUAUAUGCAGCUUUAUCGAAGGAUGGUGUUGAGUGGUUUGCCUAGCAAAUAUUAAAGGAAAGAACAUUUUAAUUUCCAAGUUCUGAAAGCAUUUUUGUAACUGUUUCAUCAAAUUAUAAUGAUAAGACAAUGUGGAUCUGCUGCAUAUUUUUUUGUAAACUAGUAUUUUACUGAUAUUGUAAAGCGCUGCGGAUUAGGUGGGCGCUAUAUAAAUGCCAAAAAGAAUAAUGAAUUAAUAAUGAUAUAUUUAUUGUUUGGAUUUAAGUUUUGUGGGAACUUUUGGACUGUAUUGUAAU
Molecule: messenger RNA, 1925 nt
Organism: Pelobates fuscus (common spadefoot toad)
Lineage: Eukaryota; Metazoa; Chordata; Amphibia; Anura; Pelobatidae
Product: keratin, type I cytoskeletal 19-like
Exons: 8
Coding region: 36-1325 (429 amino acids)
Biological process (GO): epithelial cell differentiation; intermediate filament organization
Cellular component (GO): cytoskeleton
Molecular function (GO): structural molecule activity
Source: RefSeq, a predicted model, not a curated record